Messenger RNA from Laetiporus sulphureus 93-53, 777 nucleotides. RefSeq lists its product as uncharacterized. Bases 1 to 777 code for a protein of 258 amino acids. NCBI's taxonomy places the organism in Eukaryota, Fungi, Basidiomycota, Agaricomycetes, Polyporales, Laetiporaceae. The record is from RefSeq and is a predicted model, not a curated record. The transcript has 7 exons.
AUGUGCAUGAAACAUACUGUAGAAGAUGUACAAAAUGGAUCCCCUUCUGGAAUAUCUCCAUCUAACCAGCAGAGAGCAUUAGUAAGGAUCUCGAGUUCACACCCAUUCCCCCCUUCCCUCCCUGGUGGUCCUGCAACAAUGAGUCAGCAUAUCAGCCAGUCAUGGUUUUAUGUACAGAAUCCCAGAGUCCUCCAAAAUAAUGACAUGGCUUCAAGCCAUGGAGCACAUAGCUCAAGGACCAUGCAAAAAAACACAAAAACUGGUGAUGUGAUUGCCAGCUACUAUGGUACAGGAGGUGUACUUGAAUUACAGGUUACUGAAUCUCAAUGGUUCGGCAUUUUGAUGCACCCAGACAUUGAGGCUCUGCCAUACUUGGAGGCUGAUUCUGAGAAAUCAGUUGUUGAGGCCCCUGAAGUCAUUGUCACACAAGAUGUCCAGAUGAGUGAAACAAUGAAUGAUGAUACAAAGCUUGUGGCUUGUGUUCCUGUCUUGCAAGGCAUUCAGACAGAUGCACUGUCUGAAUGCAUUUCACAGGCUUGUCACUCAUGCCUUAAAAGACUUCAAGGCAUGCUGCAAAUUGAGCUGUCUGCACCAAAACAGAUUCAGACCAUGGCAACUGAGCUGCAUGUAUUCAAGGCUGCUUUGCAAGAUGCAGGCUUUGAUCCUUAUAUGCCUGGCCAAGUCAAGGAAGCUGUCAUUGAGUUACACAUCAAGGAAUCUCACAUUGUGAUGCAAUAUGCCAGCAUCAAUCUGUGGUCAUUCUGCACCAUCAAGUAA